UGGUUUUGAUCUACGCUCCACUUCUGGUUUCUGCAGGACUUGAGCGACCCCUUAAUGGUGAUGUUCGAGCAGCCAGAGGAAGAGGAGGGUGCCGUUGCCCAAGAGGAGAACACGUUCGAGGUGACGGAGGCCAUUCCAGAUGUUGAGCUUUUUGGCUUCAAGAUCAACACCCGUUCAAUCCAAGUCUUCAGUGGAGUGUGGGUAGCCUACUCCCAUGUGGACUUUUCCGGUAACCAAUACAUCCUGGAGAAAGGCUUCUAUAGUACGAGUGCCGACUGGGGUUCCCGUGACACUCGCAUCUGUUCCGUGCAGCCAGUUCGUUUGGCUCCAGCUGACGGUAACAGGACCAGAAAUGAGGUGAGUCUUUUAAUUUUUCCCAACUUAUUUUUAACAGCACCUUGUUCAAUGUUCUAAAUAACUCAAACGUGUGUAUCACAGAACGUUAUUGCGUUG
This is a messenger RNA of Hippocampus comes (tiger tail seahorse), 453 nucleotides long. RefSeq names its product absent in melanoma 1-like protein. The record is from RefSeq and is a predicted model, not a curated record. The coding region runs from base 55 to 414 and encodes 119 amino acids. NCBI's taxonomy places the organism in Eukaryota, Metazoa, Chordata, Actinopteri, Syngnathiformes, Syngnathidae. The transcript is spliced from 3 exons.